AUGGCGGCCAUGGGGGCGAUAUUGGAUUUCAAGCCAACUCAAAAUAUAACAACUCAUGGUCAGGACCAUUUCAGGGAUCAUUUCAAGCAUAUUAUAAGCUCAAAUCCACUUUUGGAACUUGGAAAGAGGAAAAUGAACCGUAUCGAUGAGCGCACAGACUUUUUACCUAAAUAUCAACAUGGAAAUCGAUCUGAAAAUCUACCAAGAACGAAAACAGCAGCUGUCCCAUGCAUUUGUUCUCAGAGAUGGCUGCUGGCUUACAUCGCCUUUCUCGGGUUUGUUUGUGUAUACGCCGUCCGCGUGAACUUCAGCGUGGCCAUUGUUUGUAUGGUAAAAUCUUCGGAUGUCCCCACUAAUGGGUCCAUACUGGUUAACCAGUCAGAUGUCGGCAUAUGUGUUGAAGAGGCUGCAAACGUCCGAAGUGAUGAGCAUGCUGAGUUUGACUGGGAUAAAAACAUUCGAUCGACUAUGUUGGCGUCCUUUUUCUAUGGAUACAUUUGUACCCAGAUCAUCGGUGGCUGGUUCUCUGAUAGGUUUGGUGGGAGGCGCGUGCUGGGGUAUGCCUUGUUGAUUGCCUCCUUUUGUACACUUCUCACGCCAGUUUGUGCCAGAACAUCAAUGCUACUUGUCUACGUCUUACGCGUAUUGCUUGGCCUCGUCACAGGUGUAUCUUUUCCAGCAAUGCAGUCAAUAUUGGGGAGAUGGGCACCGCCUUUAGAACGCAGCAAACUAGUUUCCGUAGCUUAUUUAGGUACAAUGGUUGGAAAUGUCGCUACCUUUUCGUUAUCUGGAGUGUUAUGCGACUACGGCUUCGAUAACGGAUGGGGAUCAAUCUUCUACGUGACAGGUGGUAUGACGUUUCUCUGGGUCCUGUUGUGGUUUUUUAUGGUGGCAGACUCGCCACAGGAACACAGACGGAUUUCAGCUGUAGAACGAGAGUACAUUGUGUCUCAUAUCGAGUACAACACAACAGUCAGGACAGCUAAAGUGCCUUGGAGAGACAUGGUAAAGUCACGUGCAGUGUGGGCGUGUCUUACAGCUCACGUAUGUAGUAAUUGGACCAAUUACACACUUCUCACCAGUCUUCCGGCAUUUAUGAAGGCAGUUCUUAAAUUUGACAUCAAACAAAACGGUGCGUUGUCCGCAGUUCCUUAUUUCUGUAGAGCUAUGGCUGGUUUGCUAGCUGGACAAACCUCUGAUAUAUUAAGAUCUCACAAGAUCCUCUCCACUGCAGCCACGAGGCGUAUGUACCAAGUGUCAGCGUUUCUUGGAGCGGGAAUUUUUUCUGUGGCUACCGGAUUCUCCACUUGUGAGAAUCGGGAUAUGGCCGUGAUUUUUUUGUCUGUUGCCGUCUUCUUCACAGGACUUUGCAGGGCUGGAUACGUCGUUAACAGUAUUGAUUUUGCACCGAAAUUUGGUGGUAUAUUGUAUGGAAUAACGAACACUGCAGCCACUGUACCAGGAAUGAUAGCACCGAUCGCAGUAGGAGCCCUCACCCCAAACGACACAUCUGAGGAGUGGAGAAUGGUAUUCUACGUUUGUGCUGCAUUGGACUUGUUCGGAGCUUUAAUAUUUGGACUGUUUGUAUCAGGCGAAAUUGAAUCUUGGGCUCGUGAUCAAAAUGUCGACCAACAAAAUGGCAUUGUGAUUGACACCAAUGUCGGUGUGGAGACACAAAAAACAGACAAUAUCAAAAGGAACGUUGGUAAUAAUGAAGGAGUCUAA
Ylistrum balloti is the source of this 1725-nucleotide messenger RNA. RefSeq names its product sialin-like. Gene Ontology annotation, molecular function: transmembrane transporter activity. Bases 1 to 1725 code for a protein of 574 amino acids. The transcript has 12 exons. The record is from RefSeq and is a predicted model, not a curated record. Lineage: Eukaryota; Metazoa; Mollusca; Bivalvia; Pectinida; Pectinidae. Gene Ontology annotation, biological process: transmembrane transport; monoatomic anion transport.